UCAAAUUGAGAAUGUGAUACAGCGAGCCGCAGAUGUAACAAAAUUGAGCACAACAACGAUCGCAAAUAUAAAGAAGAAUGGGAUAAAAUCAGAUCAGGAUUACGCAGCCCGUAUAUCUUCCGAGCAAAAGACAGCAAAAACCAAAAUUACGACAUAUUUGAAACAUAGAAUUCGGGACAUAAUUUAUUCUAUGUACGCCAGAAAAGAAUAUGUAAUAUUGGCAAAAAUAAGAGAAAAGUUCAGGGGAGAAAUUGAAUAUUUUGAGUUUUCCAUUGACUCCUUAAGAAGAUGGAUCAAUAGUAUAGGCUUCAAGUGGAAAAAAUCAAAUAACAGAAAAUAUUUGAUGGACUUGCCAAAUAUUGUUCAUAAAAGAAUCAAUUUUUUAAGGGAGUAUAUCAAAAAUAGAAAUGUAGGUCCGGAAGGUUUUACUCCAGUUUUCAUUGACGAGACGUGGAUUUUUAGCAAGGGAUCAUUUCGUAGUAGCUGGCAAGAUGACACCAAGCACACGGAUUCAAGGAAAAACUGUGAAGGUCAUCGUUAUAUCGUGGUCCACGCCGGAACCAAAGAUGGCUUCAUCAAGGGUGCAAAUUUAAUAUUCAAGAGUGGAUUAAAGACCGGAGAUUAUCAUGACAAUAUGAACAGGAAAAACUUCGAAAACUGGUUUAAAACUCAGUUGGUUCCAAAUCUUCCCCCAAAGUCAUUUAUAAUCAUGGACAAUGCAAGUUACCAUUCUGGUUUAUUAGAAAAAAUCCCGAGAAAAUCUUGGACAAAGCAGAGACUGACCGAAUGGUUGAAGAAAAAUAAUAUUGGCUUUCCAGAAAAAGCCAUGAACGAUAAAAUAUGGAGUAUUGCACGCAGAAACUGUCCUAGUGAAAAAAAGUACUUCCUUGAUGAAUAUGUUAAGCCUUUAGGACACGAAAUUUUGCGACUGCCACCAUAUCAUUGCAGGUUUAAUGUAAUUGAAAUGGUAUGGUCGGAAUGUAAACGAAAAUAUGAUCAUUAUAUUUCCAAUUUUAAUGAGUCACCUUCAGAAGUUCUGACUAGAUGGGAAAGGGUAAUAAGCGUAAUUUCUAUAGAUCAUUGGCAAAAAUAUGUUUUUCAUACAGAAAAGGUAAUUGAAAAGGCUUGGGAGGCAAUACAAGUGAGGCCUAUGACAUUCUGCCACUUGUGAUUACAACUGACGAAGACGACGGUGACGAAGACAAUAUCUCUGAUUUCAGUUCUGACUCUGACAAUACUGACGAGAUUGAUUAAGCUUUUUUUGUUCUAGCAAAUUUUAUUUUAAUAUC
Messenger RNA from Anthonomus grandis grandis, 1289 nucleotides. RefSeq lists its product as uncharacterized. The coding region runs from base 191 to 1171 and encodes 326 amino acids. Gene Ontology annotation, molecular function: nucleic acid binding. The transcript is spliced from 2 exons. The record is from RefSeq and is a predicted model, not a curated record. NCBI's taxonomy places the organism in Eukaryota, Metazoa, Arthropoda, Insecta, Coleoptera, Curculionidae.